Messenger RNA from Anopheles arabiensis, 13815 nucleotides. RefSeq lists its product as uncharacterized. The transcript has 14 exons. The record is from RefSeq and is a predicted model, not a curated record. Bases 2119 to 5970 code for a protein of 1283 amino acids. Gene Ontology annotation, biological process: intracellular signal transduction; regulation of G protein-coupled receptor signaling pathway; G protein-coupled receptor signaling pathway. NCBI's taxonomy places the organism in Eukaryota, Metazoa, Arthropoda, Insecta, Diptera, Culicidae.
ACAUAACCCGCUCUAGGACUGAAAGGCGCGAGAGCGUAACUGCGAGUCUGCGAGCAACGACACCGGACGACGACGGCGGCGGCGGCGGCGGCAAGAACCAACUAUCAACCGACGCUUCGCCUUCAUAAAGGACGGUCACGCUAGCGACAGGCGUUAUUCCAGUGCAGUGUCUCGUGCAGUGCGUUUAGCAGUGGUGCAAGUGCAGCCGCUGGUGCGUUUGCUACCUGUUCAUUGUGUCGGUUGGUUUGGUGGACUCGAUGCCGUGUGGAACUGAUGUCGGGCAGCAGCGGGCUACCGUACCAGCGCUAAACGGCCACUAGUCAGUGACGACAGCCCAGAGCUCAAGCACGAGUCAAGAUCAGACCAACCGAACCACUGAAUUGUGAAUUGAUAGUGUUCAAGCACCCAAGAUUGUGACGGUGGAUGGAGUAGAGAGGACGGGCGGCGACAUGCAACACGCUUGAUUCAGUCGAUACAUGAGGGGGUGACAUCGAGAUGGGCCAGGGGCUCGAACCGUCAACUGCAGAUCUCUUUCUGUUCUCCCGGUCGCAGCCCCCCCAGCUUCCGUCUCGUACCGAUUUCUUCGAGCGAUCGAAGAAGCAAGCGCAUACUAGGGACAACAGUAUAGGCAGCAGCGGCAGCAGCGAGCGAGGAAGCGGCAACGACAACGGAACGAGCAGCGACGACGUACGGUUUGCGCUGACCAGCAGCAGCACAGACACACCAGCAGCUGCCCAUCACGCACGGUGGCAACGGUGGCCCGCACUAUCACAACACCACCAUCACCACCACUACUACUACUAUUACUACCACUACUACAGCUACUUGCCGCAGUACAUCGGUGCGAUUGGCGCACGCGGUGGAUGCCGCACGUUUGACGUACUCUUCAAACCUUCAUGAGUUUUCAACUAACGCACGCAACAAUGGAGUUUGGCUAGGAAAGGAACGUCGUCAGUGAUCUGCGCUUCAGGUGAAACUAAUCUCGUACAAAGAGAGACAGAGAGCGAAAGUGCGCGAGAGAGCGAGCGAAGGCAAAUGUAGUUGACACAUCAAACACACACAUACACACAGAUCCACACUGACGCACGUGUGACCGAACUCCAGUAACACAGCAACAACAGCAGCAGCAGCAGCAGCAGCAGCAGCAGCAAAAAGAAACAAUACUAAAAGCAACAACCGAAAACGACUACUACUGCAGACACCUAUACACAACCUUCUGGGACGCAGAGCAGCUAAACCAGGCAACAACCGUCACACACAUAUACACAAACACAUACCGUCUGGAGGCGCUUCCGAAACCAUAUCCACAAUCCAAUACGGGUAUUGUUCCCCUUUCAUCCGUUUUGCUUUUGUCAACCACGCAUCACCACGCUCGACGUGCGGACACUGCCGGUCAAGCAGUAAAGUGUACGUGUGUGUAAGCAUCGGCGCUAGGACAGAGAAAGCGAGAACGAGCGUACAGCACGGCGCCUAGUAUUACGGCAGCGCACCGGCCGUGUCUGCGUGCGAGUAUCAUCGAGCACACUCAAUCGCCUAACCUUAGCACCAGUAGAUGAACCGUGCGCCAUGGUUGCGUCCACCCAGUGAGCGCAAUCGCAUCGCAACUCUCCAAUAACAACAAUAUCUGUAAGACUCUGUUAUAAUACCGCCAGUACCUUUGCUACUACUACUACUACUACUACUACUACUACUACUACUCCUACUUCUGCUAGUAUUUCUACUACUACUACUGCUACUACUGUGCUAUCGUCUACACUCUUUUACCCUGUCUGUGGUAAAGACAUCCACCGUACACUAGUAGAUAGUUUGGUCCACCGUUGGACUCAGGGCCCCCAAUCGACAGUGUCAGAAGGAUCUGGGAAUCUGAGCGUUAAACCUCCUACCUAUCCGAUUGAGGAUAUCGGGAGCCAAUCAAUAGCAGUACUAUUCACACAAAAACACCAACAAUCAAUAGCCUGUCCUUCAGCAGCCUCAAUACCCGAUAAUCACGACUACCAGCUAGGACGACUCGCAAGCUAGGGAGUCUUUCCCCUCAAACCAAACUUUUGAUACUAACGCAAGGAGCUCAGACUCUAAAGGCAUCGGACCCACAAAAAUCCACCCCUCUCAGCAGACAGAAUGGCCAUGGAUCCGCCCGACGUAGUGCUGUCGCCGGAGCGCGAGAGCAGCCUGGUAGCGACCGCUGGCAGCAGCAGUGGCGGUGGUGGCAGCAAGUCGACCACGGCCGCACUGCUCCAGCUACAGCACCGGGCAGCCCAUCCACAGACCCCACCGGCUGCGUUUCAUCUGACCGGCGGCGGUGUAGGCGAGCCGGCACUGCAUCAGCAGCGCUCGGCACUGCUGGUGCAGCAGUCCUCUACCACUACGACGCCACCAGGCAGUAGUGGUGGUGGGUCUGCUGCUGCUACUGCUGGUGUCACGCAGCUAACAGGCAUUGCCGUGCCGACGGCACUGCUAGCCUCGGCCGGUCAGCUGCAAUCGGUGGCCGGUGGAUCGAACAGCUCGGCGGUCGCCACUCCUUCCGGUCUGACGACGACGGGGUCGAGCGGUACGCAGCCAGCGCCUCCAAUCGAGCGACUCUCCCGACCGAUGGCGUUCGAUAAGAUGGAAUCACUAGUCCGCGAGAUGCAAGACUCGGAGAACGGUGUGCCAGUGCGCAGCCAGAAGCUAUUCCUGACCUCCAUACCAUCGGCUUUCAUGGGAUACGACCUGAUCGAGUGGCUGAUGGAGCGGCUAAGCAUCGAAGAGUCGGAGGCACUGAACAUUAGCAACCAGCUGUGCCAGCACGGUUACUUCUUUCCCGUCUCCGACUCGAAGACGCUGAUGGUGAAGGACGAUUCCUCGCUGUACCGCUUCCAGACGCCGUACUACUGGCCGUGGCAGCAGAAGGCGCCUGAUCAGAUCGAGUACGCCAUCUACCUGGCCAAGCGGUCGCUCCGCAACAAGCAGCGGCACGGGCUGGAAGACUACGAGACCGAGGCGCUCGCCAGCCUGCACAAAAACCUGAAGGGCAAGUGGGACUUCAUACUGAUGCAGGCGGAGGAGCAGGUGCGGCUGGCGAAGGACCGCAAGAAGGGCGACAAGAUCGUGGGCGACUCGCAGGAGCGCGCCUACUGGCGGGUGCAUCGGCCGCCGCCCGGCCAGUUCACGCCGCUCGAGCCGUGCCCGAUACCGUCACGCGACCGGCAGGGCAAGCCGCGCAAGCGCACGGUCGAGGACUGGCAGCGGGAGGUCGACAUACUGAAGGCGUCGCUCGGGCGGAACCGGGUGAAGAUGUCGCAGGCGUGCGAAAGCCUGGUCGUCUACUACGAAACGUUCAGCGAGUACGACCCGAUGAUGCAGCCGCCGCUGCCGUCGAACCCGUGGGUGACAGAGGACGUCAGCUUCUGGCAGCUGAACCACCCGGUGGUGGAGGUGCCGACCGAGAAGCGCGUCAAGCGCUGGGGCAUCUCUAUCGAGGAGGUCGUGUCGGACCCGACCGGGCUGCAGGAGUUCACGCACUAUCUCAAGAAGGAGUACUCGCACGAGAACAUACGCUUCUGGAUGGCGGUGAACGAUCUGCGCCGCUCCUCGCACUCGCAGAUAUCGCGCAAGGUGAAGGAGAUCUACGAAGAAUUUCUCGAACCAGGCGCACCCUGCGAGAUCAACAUCGACGGUAAAACGAUGGAGAAGGUUCAGCUCGGGUUGAAGAAUCCGUCCCGGUUUGCGUUCGAUGCGGCGGCCGAGCACAUCUACACACUGCUGCUCAAGAAGGAUUGCUACCCGCGGUUCGUGCGCUCGGAGCACUACAAGAACCUGAUGGCGAACGCGAUCCAGCCGUCGCUCAAAAAGCGCUUCUUCGGCUUCGGCGGCGGUGCCAAGAAGAAGGGUUCAACCUCGACCGCGCCCAACCCAUCGAUGCUUACCCAGCCAUCCGCCGGGCAGUCUGGGUCGGGCAACGUGAACAGCCUGUCCAAGCGACGUGGCAGCGACCGCAGCCUGUCGGGGUCGGCCCACGAGCUGGCGAUCUCGGGCGUGAAGGACUGUUCCAAAGUGCCACAUUCUCAUAGCCAAAGCAAUCUGAGUGACAUUCCGUACAGCGUAUCGAUCUACCGUGGUGAUAUGCCGUCCGGUAUAUACGAGGGUGUAUCGUCAUCUUCCAGCAGUACACCCGUGCGAGGCAACGUACGCGUGACGGUUGGAAAGCAACAAGAGAUGAACAAAAAUCUCGGAACGACACUCGAGGUAACGCUGGAAGGGGCCGUGUCUGGUGCGUGUGCCGUCUGCCCCUGGGACACGCCCGUCAUCGAAAAGCCGGCCGCAGAGUCGGCCGUCUCGGUCUCGGUGUGCCCGUGGGACAGUGCCGACGCCAAGCUGCCCACCAAGACGGACAGCACCAACAGCAGCAAGUCGAAGCAGCACGGCGACCAUCAUCCGCCGCACAGCACGGCCGAGAUCAGCGAGGUGUCGGAGCGGAUGAAGCGCUCGUGCGGUUUGCGCCAGAACACGCUCGACGGUGACUUUCACAGCACCAAGCGGUUGGCACCGGUUGUGACCGAGCAGCGACGGGCUUCCAUGACGAUGGCGCCGAGACUGUCCGAUCUGCAGUUCUGUAUGCGCGCGAACUCGACCGGCAGUGGGGCGACGCCGCCCGACAGUACCGCCUGCCUGGCGAACCUGCCGUCCCAGCAGCAGCAGUACCUGCAGCACCAGUCGUCGGUGCGCAUUUCGCAGGGUUCGCUCUCGACGAGCUUCGAGGAGAAGGAGGAGGGCGGCUCGGGCACGGUGUUCUACCAGCAGGAGGGAACGUCCGGCGCCCCUACUCCAAUCGGCGAGGAGCGCGCUGGACAGCCCGGCACGGUGGCGGAAGACGUAGCGCAGCAGGACCGUGGUCCGGGCGACAAUCCGGACGCGGCUGAAGGGGCGGCAGGGGCACGCGACGCGACGCCCCAAGCGCAGCCAGACGCGAGCGUGCCACCACUACUGCCCACCGCUACGUCCACUGACCCGCUCGAACUGGUCGGCACGCAGCAGCAGACGUACGGCGGCGUACCAGCGGCUACGGUGUGCCCCACGUCGAACCCCACCACCACCACCACCACAAACACCACGAUCACCACCACCACCACUACUAUCUGCACCUCGUCGGCCGGUGCGGGCCGGGCGAUGGCGCGGGAGGCAAACAGUCAGCGUCCGACGAACGUGGACACUGCACCGGAAUCAACCACAGGCACCCCUAGGAUAAGUGUAAUCUAUGCAAACACACCCGACGACGACGACGAGCCGGCGGAGGAGUACGAGCUGGCAGUGGGCAGCGAGCCGGUGGCGACAGUGCGGGAGGCAAGCGUCCAGCACGGCAGCCCAGCGGCUGAGCCGGCGGCCGCCAGCGUCGCGACGCAAACGGUGGACGUGCUGCUGCUGCAGGGUGUCGACGCCGCCCAGGACCUGUCACCGCUCACCGAGGCGGAGGAUGGCUUCUACGGGGAGGCACUGCGGCGGCAGCACCACCAGCACCAGCAGCACCACCCGUCCGAGUACGACAUCAUGAUGGACGGUGGGGAGAGUGGGCUGCUGCCCGGCUGUGUGGCGCCGGCCCCUACGCCCGCACCCUCCAUCGCGCCGCUGGCCGAGGUCGAGCUGGACCCGCCCGACGACGAGCCGGACGACGAGGAGCAGGAGGACGGCGGGGGUCAGGAGGAGGGUACCGGGCGGCUGGACGGGGAGCCCACGGGAGCGGCGACGCCAGGGGCACCGCCACAACAACCACCGUCCAGCUCCGGAGCGGGAGGCGCGGACGAGCUGGCGAGGCGCCGCAAGCGCCGGGAGCGCAAGGACCGUCCCCCCGAGCCGGGCACGCUGCGGGGGCAGAAGAGCGAAGAGGAGAACAGCGAACGGAAGGGCGAUGCCGUCUGCCCGUGGGAUGACGAGAGCGAAUCAGCGACGGAUGAUGCACCGUACGUGAAGACCUACUCCACGCUGGGCUACCUGUAGGGUGGUUUCGCUGGAGCUAGAACCAUCCUACAGGUGGUAGAAGCGGCCGCGUACGCAAUUGCGAUAUGGUGGAACGAACGGCAUGAUGCGGAAUCAGGAGCCAAACGCAUCCAAGCGAAGCCAGCAGCCGUUUGAUACAGCAUCGCUCAGUACAGUGGCCGUGUACCGUUUGCAGCACAGAGUUUGACUUCGUACUCCUUCGGUGUCGGUGUCGGUGUCGAUGCAUUACCUACACACAUUCGAUGUGGUUUAGUUCUCGCUUGAUUGAGUGUCACAAACUCCACUGUUGGUCGUAAUCAUUUCUGCUCACUGUACAAAGGCGUUGACUCUACUUUCAAUUGUUGCCUUCCGUUUUGUCAUAGUGCCAAUUCGUGUAUCGUUGUGUUUUUCAUCUCUUGUGAUUAUUUCUGGAACCAGAACUCCUUGUGUUUUUCUCAUUGAGCAUGCUGGCGUAACGAACCACCUGCCUGUGCGAAACGCAGCGCUAACGUCCCAUAACGCGCGGCACACCGGUAUAUCGAUUCCCCGGUCGGCCAAAUCGAGCAGCCGGUCCUCGGGCCUAGGCCGACAAAUAGAUUCCAGUGGCCCAGUCGGCGUGUAUGUUGUCGCGCGGGUGCAACCGCAAACCGAUCAGCUUCGUACCGACGGGAUGAUUUCGCACGAUCGCCGGGCUGCUGACCAGCUCCUACCGGACUGACGUUACGCGAUACUUCCAUCGCUCGCGAAUCAUCGGUCGGACACGUGAUGAGCCUCCGUGUGCUACCGUGAUGUCGGAGUGAGCCAACCAUCUGUCAGAUGCUGCCCGGUGGCUGUGAUGAUACAUCAACACCAUCCCUCCUCUUCGAAAGAAGUCUAUCGAUACCCGAAGCUGAUCCGGAGCCAUUGCCAAGUAUCCCGUGCCGCCGCCUCGCCGUUGAAACUGUACUCGGUUCCGCUGGCGGGUAGCCGUACACGCUGCCAGUGCCACCUUGACAAGUGAAUCUUGGAGCCUCCGUCGCGAAUAGCCACGGCAGGUUUGGGCCCGGCCGCGAUUCUGCUUUCGAUUUGUGGAACGGGAAGCAUUUGUGUUCUUCUUUUCAAGCUGGGUUGAAAGGGUGGGGGAAUGCAGAUAGUAGCAACGGGAACAACAAUAACAGCAAACCCGUAUUUGAAAGCACGUUUGGCAUUAUACUAGCAGCAGCACUCUUACAAGCAGUAAUAUCAGUCUUCCGAUUUGAGAGUGAUGAUCGCACACGCGCACACGUUUGCGGCGUCGGCGCACCAAUGGAUGUGAUGCAAGUGCUGCCAGAGACCUCAGGUUUUAGACCGGUUGCGGUGCAAUAAUUUCGAAUAUAUCUCAAAAUGUACACACAGCACACAGCUACCAGGCAACGUACGCUCGAAACACAUCAUACUCAUACGUACGCAGCUAGCAGUAAUUAGUGCAAGGGAGAUGGAGCUGACAACAAUGUAAACAUUUAAAGCAACAGCAAACAAAAUAAUUAGAACAUCCGUUGAUAUCAUGCGGAGUAUAUUACUCAUAGUAGUCAGGUUAGUAAUUACUGCAAUGGAGCUUCGCAGCUCCACCAGCGCAGUAGUAGUGGGUAGCGGGAAGCGUUAACUAUUUGUGCUACAGGGCCAGCUCAGUGCACGUGUUGGCUUAAUAUUUAGCGACUAGUGUACGAACGGGGACAUGGACCGCAGUCUGUAGUAACCAAAAAAAGAAGAAAAAAAGAAGAAAAAUAGCGUUUUAAACUCAAAUCACUCAAGUCUAGAGCUAACAAACUUUGCUUUGGUUGUGUACGUGAGAACGCCUUGGUUGAACUCUUCGGUUUGCGUUACUGCAACAAACACUCAGCCCAAGCACUCAGCGUGCAGUUGAGUGCGUUCGAUCGCUCGAGUUGUGGGUAGGAAGCGUUACUCAGAAGCGUUACAUACCACCAACUACCACCGGCUUAAGUUGCUGUUCUGUUUUUGGUUUUUCUUUCAACACUGCGGACCAUUUGCCAGAUCCGCCAGUUCAGGAGUAGUAGAUUGAUUUCGUUGUAGAUAGUACACAGUUUUCCUUUUGUAGUGUGCUUGCCUUCAAUGUGUUUGCGAAUGACUUUUGGGUUUGGAAACCAUCGUAGCACCCUGCCCGGGUGCUACAGUGUUCACACGCAAUAUAGGGUAUAGGAGUAAAGCCUCAACACCUCCCCUGCCCCCUCACACCACUACAUUAUUCUCUCCCCCAACUUUAGGCUUUCUAACUAGCUAGCCGACUAUUCACUCCCAUCUUGCUGCGCCUGUCAAGCAACUCAAAUUUGCUUCAACCUUUUUGCAAAACAAAAACAGAAAAUAACAAAAGCCUUCAUUCAGUAUCCGCACUCAACCAACUAUCUUGAAAUAGAGCAGGCAGGUGACAUUUCGCAAUACAUAUACAUAUAUAUAUAUAUACAGUAGAUGUGUAACGAUUACGCCCAUACACGCUGCUUACAGCAUAACAUGAGAAGCAAAAGCAAAAACCGAUAACCCAAAAGCAAAAAGCUUAACAACUCAAUAUGCCUCUAGCAACAGCACUAAAGAACGGAGUGGACGAACAGUCCCGAAUGCAAUACCGGCACGACCCGAAACCACGGCAACAGCGCUGUGUUUUGCAGGCCGGAUGAAACGUAUCUCAAGUAUUAUUAACACUUUGCUAAGCUUAGGACUCGUCAACACUAGCAAACUACGCGGUAGUACUAGGACAAGCGUAUGAGAUGCUUUAGUAUAGACACAUAAGUAAAGUAAACAAAACACCUAGUGGACACAGCUUAGGAGGUAAGCGAUGGAGCGAGAGAGGAAGGUAGAUGAGGAGGAUAGUGCGUGUGAUGCUAGCGUAAUGGGUGUGCGCAUAUGGGGACAACUGGAAACCGAACCGAUCGGGUCGACUGGCCCGAUAGAUUGAAGACGGAAUCGGUAUCGUGUGCUUCCCGGUAGGGGGCGUUCGUGGCGUUUGCCUCGCUCAGGAAGGACGCUGCGGUACGUUUAGUACUUAGCGUGGUGGUAUACACUCGUUUUGUUGUUAUUUUUUAGUAAUUAUUUCGCCUUUGUACAGUGUGGCAGUGGUUGUGAGUAAGCUCUCACCAAUGUGCUUAUGACACAAAUUUCUUCUGCUUAAAAAUAGCACUCAGUUACUUACUGCUAUCUCAUCUUAUGUCCUAUGAGUUACUACUAACACAACGAUUGGUGCGGGUAUACAUUCGACAGAUGCUUAGUGUACACCGGACACUACUGUCGAUGCUGCUGUCAGCUGCUUCGCGAUCACGAUGUAAACAUGAUCUCUGUGCUACCUUGCCACCUAUCUGUACCGUGGAGCUGGUCGAGCCGAGGACAAGGUCUAAAAGUGCCGGCUCAUCUUCGCUGCCUGAAGGAACUGGGAUGGGAAACAGCAUGCAAUAAUCGUAACCGAGUGAUGGAGUGAGCAGGCAGAAUGCAAGGACCUUAACUGGGGUGACGGGUAAUAACAAAGUAGAGAGAAUUAAAUGGAGGGAGAGAGAAAGAGAGUGUGAGUGAAUAGAGGAUCCAUUUUUCCAAAACAAUAGAACAAAAACAGAUGUCUGAACAAAUUUCAUGUAUGAUCCAUGUGAAUGGUUGUUGUUUUACAAAUAUAAAAGGCAGGAAUAGGUGAAACAAAAACACACCCAACAAACUACACUAGAAAAGCUAUUUUCUAUUUACUCUAAUAACGAAUCACUAGAGAAAGAGAAAGAAAAAGAGAAUGUGAGAGAGAGAGAGAGAAAGAGUAAGAGAGAGAGAGAGAGAGAGAUUGAGAGAUUAUAGUAACGUAUAAACUAACAAAUCAAGCGCAAAAAAAUCAUCAUAACCCUAUGAAAUAAAAACAAAACAAAACAAAACAAAACAAAACAAAGCAAAGAAAGGAAAGAGGUUAUGAAAAAUAACAAGCUGGUACACUUUCGUACAGAAACGAGUCAUUCAAAAGCGAAGAGGAAGGAAAGAAAGAGAGUUAGAGCAAAAGAGAGAUAGAAAGAAAGGAAAUGAACAAAAUCGAACAAAGAUUGCAGUGAACGAAGUAAAAGAAGCUCAACAUGAACGAAAAAAAAAGUAAAAGGAAGAUAAACACAAGCAAAACAAGAACAAAAAACCCCAUGAUUGUGACACAGUCGUUCAAACCGUAUGUGUUUGUAUGUAUGUGUGAGUGUCUGUAUAUGUAUGUGUAGUAUUUAGCUGUUUUUUUGCGAGGCGGCACUAGAUAGUGUAAAGCGGGAUAGACUCAUAACCCAACAGCAAGUGGCUCUGCUUGGCCAACAUCAGUCCAAUAUUGGGAUGCCUAUUAAUCAAUCAGUAACUGUAGCUGUACGAGGUAGUGCAUUUGUGCUUGUGCAAAGUUUGGGCAGAUGUACUGCACGCGAUGAGAUUAGGAAGGAAGAAAGAAAAGAAUGAAAAAAAAAAACACGGAUCAGCGCAAAAAGCGUUCAAACUAUCCACCCUUGAUUUGCUAUGUUCCAUUGUAUUACUUUCUUGUUUGCUUUGUUGAGCAUUUAUUGCACUGGGUUUUGGUUGGUAUCUCCUUUACCAUUCUUUACUUCACAUCUUCAAAGCUUUCAGUUGCAUUCAAAAGUAAUUCAUGCUAAAAGUUUAAUCCAGCAUUAAAUUCAUCUUCUAUAAAGACAAACAAAAGUUUAGCAAAAUUGAGUGAUAGCAACAUUAGUAAACACUGGGUACCACAAAAAACUGCACGAUAACGAGUGAGAUCACAACGCAAAAAAAAAACAUGGAAAAGAGAUAAAACACAGGAAAGGAUAAAGCUUUAGAACAAGCUGCAGGCAAACAGAUGGGCCAAAGGCGCAUACGUAACAUCCAGCUGUCCGUUCGCUAACAAGGCAACCAAAUUAACCCCAUAUUGGAUAACAAUUGAAUUAGUAAUUAAAUAACGGCAGCGAGCGAGUGGAAAAGAAAGAGAGAAAGAAAGAAAGAAUAAGAUAAUUCAAGAGAGAAAGAAAGAAACAGUGCGAAAGAGCAAGUAAAACAUCCAGUGCGAGUAGGUAAAAAGGGAAAUGGUAAUUUAAAAUAACGAAGUAUGUAAAAAAAUGCCACCGGUUAGAGUGUAAUUUGACUUAUUAAUACUGGAUAGCAUACUCAGCGAACCCCCUAUUUUAAAAAAAAAAAAAAACCCCACUCAUACACUCACACACAUGAGGAAAAGCACUUCCAAAACAUCCAGCAACACCUUAUAUUUACAGUAAAUUUUCUGCACAAAAGGCGCAGGACAAGAGACGGCGGUGUAUGGUUUUUGUUUCUUAGUAAUUUGGUCGAAAAAAAAAUUGCGUUACGUACGAUCCGGACACAGGGACAGGCGCGUCGAAACGGGGAAAAUGGAGGAAAAACCCAGAACAAGCACAACACUUAAAAAUUAACCUCUGCUAAUUGAUAGCAGUAAACGAGCCUAAUUUAGUGACAAGGAAAUUUGUGACAGUGAAAGCUUCUUGCAUCGCAUUGUAAGAGACGGCGGACGUCUUUAAAAAAAAAAAAAACGAGAGGGAAAAGGUAAAGUAGUACAAUGAGUAAUAAAAUCUACCAGGAAAAGUAAAGACUCACGAAUGAACGAAGGAAGGGAAGAGAAUUUGAGAGAGCUAGAGAGCGAGAGACAGAAGGAGAAGCAGAGCAAUGGAUAGGAAGAAAGUAGGAGAGACUAAAGGCAGAGAGCAAGCGAUAGAUGGGGCAAAAUGAAAAAGGACACGAAAGCGAGUGCAGGCUAGAUCGUUUAGAGAAAUUGGUGAAUUUAUUAAAAUUGUUACAAAAAAAAUCCAAAUCUAAGUGUUACAACAAAAAAAAAAGAAGAAAAAUAGCUGCAUUGUGCAUUUUAGCGAUACAAAUUUGGGCGAUAAAAUUAGGAUUAUAGCAUUAGGCCUUUGAGUUGUUUUUAAGUCCAACAUAUUGGUUUGCGUGUUCCGGGUGUUGAUAAUGGCAUGAACUUCAUAGAGCGAACCAAGCGAAACAAAAAAACAAAAAAACAGGCAAACAAGUUAUCGAACGAUACUUGUGCACACCAAACUACGAAGAGGUGCAAGAACGGUAUAAGAGUGAUAGUAUUAAAGAGGAAACCUAGUAUAGUGCAAAAAUGUGGUAGGAAAUAUAACAAAAAAAAAGACAAAAAGUAUAUAUAUGAAAAAAAAACACACACACACAAACACAUGUAAAGCUUUUGGCAGGAGAAGCAGUUUGAACGCCAUUGUUCAAAUCAAACGCUAUAGACUCGAAAAAUUCCCACUUUGAAAUCGGCCAUGCAUAGGGAGAGCGGCGUUUAGACCGAUGCGAGUUCGUUUCUUGAGUUGGCACUUCUCUGUAGUACAGUAUGCACUGUACGCUAGGAACUUUUUAGCGCAAAUGCUUGACAUUGAAGAUGUCAUUUUCAAAUUGUAACAUAAAUGUUGAAAUUCCUCGCUACACCUUGUUUCGAAUGCUCUGGUUCACUUGUAAAGUAGACCAAAGCUUUAUUUCUCGCAGUACUAAAAUGUAGCAACAAUCAAAAGGAAGUAAACGGUAGUGGUGCUUCCGUUAUCGUUAAUACACACAUUGGGUGUCCUUGCUCAAAGAUGGCAUACUGUGUACUGUUGGUGGAUUUGAGUUGACACUUACCGUACUAACUAUAAUGUAAACUUUCACAAACAUAUUUGUGCUCCGCUUACGUCUGUCCCAUUGGAAAACGGGUGAUAAGUACACCGUUUAGCCUGCAUGUCUGCGUAUGUGUGUGUUUUUUGUUUACUAGCGUGCAUCAUACCAGUGAUGUAUUGCAUGUGGUAGACGGUUUACACUCAGAGCGCAGAGUAGAAAAUCCACAAAUUAGGCUAAGGCGUAAUGCAUCCAAGGCCCGCUCGCUCUCGCUCUCUCUCUCUCUAUCUCGCGCAUGACAUUGUUGUAACGCUGAGAAAUCAAAACGCAAAAAAGAAAUAUUCAAAAAAAAAAAGUAACACAUCCAUACACACAGACACACUCUACCACAUCAAACUAUACAUCCUUAACUACAUGCUGCGCAGUCCAUUUAUCCUUGCAUUGGAUUGAUGUGAAAUUCAAAAUUAUCAAAACAAAACAAAAACCAAAAAAAAAAAACAACAAACUCUUAAACCGCUGUGAAUGUUAUGAAUAUUUAAAAGAUAUAAAAUUGAUAUGAAUCGAAACGAAGAACAAUUGUGUGCGUGUGUGUGUUUGAGAAUGGGAGGAUAUAAGCGACAGAGACAGGGACAGCGAGAUAGAGAGAUAAAAGGAACAAUGGUGUGACAAGGAGAGAGAAGGAGAUAGAGAGAGAGAGAGUUGAAGAAAAAAGAAACAGAUACCGAAGAGAAAAGAGAGCGUUAGUGUGCAAGUAACACUGUAAGAGAGGGUAAGAAUGUGUGGGGGAAGAGUAGGAGUAUGAAUAAGAGAAAGAGCGGGAAGAUGCGAGUAAGUGCAGGUGACAGCUGGAAUUAAGUAGUGUAGACAUUGCAUUGCAUCUUGAUGUCUGACGAAGAGUGCGUGAAUGUUUGGAAAAAAAAACACAGAAAGAGAGAGAGAGAGAGAGAGAGAGAGAGAGAGAGAGAGAGAGAGAGAGAAAGAGAGAACAGAAACAUCAAGAAUCGAAUAGAAAUAAAGAUGAGAGAGCAAGAGAGAGAGAGAGAUAGAGAGAGAGAGAAGAACACAUACAGAUAUGGUUGUUAAGCAGGUCUCACACGCGAUCCGAAGACUUGCUCAGGGUUGGCAGUAAACGGUAGGUACAGGUGUGGUUAAACCGUGCAGAGAUUUCAACGUACAAAAGCCCGAUACUUGGAAAGGAAACAGAUGAAACAUUACUAUAUCAUUAUGUUGUAGAGAGAAUCAAAUAAAACUACAAUAAAACUAUAAACACGCUGA